Panthera uncia (snow leopard) is the source of this 1649-nucleotide messenger RNA. RefSeq names its product Yip1 domain family member 3 (gene YIPF3). The transcript is spliced from 8 exons. The record is from RefSeq and is a predicted model, not a curated record. The coding region runs from base 149 to 1051 and encodes 300 amino acids. NCBI's taxonomy places the organism in Eukaryota, Metazoa, Chordata, Mammalia, Carnivora, Felidae. Gene Ontology annotation, cellular component: Golgi apparatus.
AAACAUCCGGGUUUCUCCUUUUUGCGUUCCGGUUGAACCCACCUCUCUUUCUCGCCCCUGGACAUCUCCCUCCUUCAGGCCCGCGUCUCUCCCACUCGUCCGCGCGCUGGACUAGCGCGGGCUUCAGUGACGGGAGCCCUCGAGGGACAUGGCAACUACAGCGGCGCCGGCCGGCGGCGCCCGAAGCGGGGCUGGUCCGGAAUGGGGAGGGUUCGAAGAAAACAUCCAGGGUGGAGGCUCAGCUGUGAUUGACAUGGAGAACAUGGAUGAUACCUCAGGCUCCAGCUUCGAGGACAUGGGUGAGUUGCAUCAGCGCCUGCGCGAGGAAGAAGUAGAUGCCGAUGCAGCUGCAGCGGAAGAGGAGGAUGGGGAGUUCCUGGGCAUGAAGGGCUUCAAGGGACAGCUGAGCCGGCAGGUGGCUGAUCAGAUGUGGCAGGCAGGGAAGAGACAAGCCUCCAGGGCCUUCAGCUUGUACGCCAACAUCGACAUCCUGAGACCCUACUUUGAUGUGGAGCCUGCCCAGGUGCGAAGCAGGCUCCUGGAGUCCAUGAUCCCUAUCAAGAUGGUCAACUUCCCCCAGAAAAUCGCAGGUGAACUCUAUGGACCUCUCAUGCUGGUCUUCACGCUGGUUGCCAUCCUCCUCCAUGGGAUGAAGACAUCUGACACCAUUAUUCGGGAGGGCACCCUGAUGGGUACAGCCAUUGGCACCUGCUUCGGCUACUGGCUGGGUGUCUCGUCUUUCAUUUACUUCCUCGCCUACCUGUGCAACGCCCAGAUCACCAUGCUCCAGAUGCUGGCAUUGCUGGGCUAUGGCCUCUUUGGGCACUGCAUUGUCCUGUUCAUCACCUAUAACAUCCACCUCCAUGCCCUCUUCUACCUCUUCUGGUUGCUGGUGGGUGGACUGUCUACUCUACGCAUGGGAUCCUGGACACGCUGGAGGGCCCCAACAUCCCGCCUAUGCAGAGGGUCCCCAGAGACAUCCCUGCCGCGCUCCCUGCUGCUAGGCUUCCUGCCACCGUGCUCAAUGCCACAGCCAAGGCUGUUAUGGUGACCCUGCAGUCACACUGACCCCACCUGAAACCCUUGGCCGGCCCCCUCUCCCCCCAUCUUCGGAGCAGAGGAAGAUUAAAGAACAGUAUUGAUGACAUGUGUCUUUUUGAUGGGGUCUGCAGCUGCCUCAGAGCUGUAGCCACUUAAGCAACUCCCUGAUGCCUCUUGGGGCUUCUGAAGGGCACAAGGCCAGGAACCCCUGGCCAGGACUGCAGGGCUCUGCAGCCAGUGCAGAAAGUGGGUCAGCUCCUCUGAGGCCCUCUCUCCACCUACUCCUUCCUUCCUCUUUAACUCUCCCACGGUGUCUUGCUAAAUAUAGACUUGGUAAUUAAAAUAUUGAUUGAAGUUUGGAACUGCAGCUGCCAUUCCGGUGGUCCUCCCUGCCACCCUGCUUCCUAUACACUUUGCUAUUUUUCUGUCACUGGUGGUAAUGGCACGUGUUCUCUCUUUUAUACCCUCAUCCAGGCAGGAUGAUGGUGGGACAGCCCAGACUACAUUGAAAGCAGUGACUGAACCUGGAACCUGCCCCUGAGGGCAGGGGACACCUGACCCAUGGAGCAGCAGGGAGGCCUCAGACACAGGAACCAUUAAGUCUGAUG